Messenger RNA from Amoebophrya sp. A25, 5415 nucleotides. The record is from the annotation of a GenBank genome assembly. Lineage: Eukaryota; Dinophyceae; Syndiniales; Amoebophryaceae.
UAUAGCUGCGACCUGUAUGAUACUGACGCUCAUGUCCUCUUCAGACGAGACAACAGUAUGCAUUGCAAUAGACUUCUAUUUCAUCCAAUAAAAAAGUUUAGGAACCAGGGCACGUUGACUCAACUGGAGACAAGAGACACACGCUGUCCCAGACACACACACACACACACACAUAGAAUAAAUUGACAUUCUUGUGGUUUGUAAGCCUUUAUUCUUGGACUGAACGCACUGCAUUUGAAAUAUACGUAGUUGCUAGAUUGAUACGCAUACAUAGUAAGAAAGAGUGAUAAUUGAUGAGGCCACCUGUAUGCUACGAAGAUUUCUUUUGCUUUGGUAUCUAAAAUAGCCUUAAGAACUAUCCUAUCAUGUCGAAUGAGGUGUCGGGUGUUAGUUGUUGUAAAAAUUCGUGUAUUGAUAUUUUGUUUUGGACCGAUCCGUAAACUGCAAAAACUUCCUGUCUACGCCCACCCUACCUACAGCUCUGCUAAAAAAUUUGUUGUCCCUCUUUUUGGAUUCACUUACACCACCUGAUCGAUCCUGAUCCGCGGGUCUGAUACAUCUUUCCUGUACACACGUUGGUUUGCAUUCAAGACAUGGUUUGUACUAGUUUAGAACUAAACUCUGCGGCUACACAUACUCGCCUGAGGAUACAGGUCAAACUGGACGUCGAGUCUAUUCCUAUCCUAUCCUAUCCUAUCCUGAAGUGUGUCUCUGUUUUUGGUAUUGGUUCGGCUUCGAAGUUCAAGCAUCCUCCUGGUCGUGAAAGUACCGUUGAACGCCGCUAGCGGUGCUGCAAAGCUGGACAAAAGCAUUCGCCGAGUACCCACCUGAAUUAUCUAAGUGUUUGAAAUUUACCUCGACUUACUUCUAGUUUUGUUCGUUGCUUGUUUACUUCUACCGCGUAGCUCUGUUAUCUGCAAUCCUUUUUGUUUUUUCUUUGCUCUUCGUCCAGUUGCUUCUAGAACCUGUACUAGAAAAUGAUUAAUACAGGAAUUGGCACUUCUUCUAGAGAACUACAAUGUUGACAAGGACACUUUUCCAACCUAGCAACUGUGACUACAAGGACCUGACCUAACCUCCAACCUAAAUCUAAAUCUAAAUUGAAUCUUCAGGUCCUGAAACAAUGGGGAAAGGUUCUGGAUCGGAUGCGAGCUCCGCAAAGAGCACAAAGUCAAGGAGCACAAAGUCGGACCUAACUUCAUUAAAGGCGUUUUCGGCUGUCGAAUGGAAAGAGUUAUGACGCGCUAAGAGAGUAGUAACGUUAUUCGAAUACUCAAAAUUAGCGAGUAACAAAUACCGGUAACCGAGGGUCUGAGAUUAUUCCCUAGGAAACUCGGUUACUUUAGUUUAUCGAGUACUCCAACAACAAAGGUACUGGUGUUUAUUCCAUCUGUACGACCAUCGAGGCUCCCGUCAAUGCUCUACGUUUUGAAGGGGAAAAGGGUGGCCGUGAUGGUCUGGCUAGAUGGAAUAGGCGCCAUCCAUAACUAACGUUACUCCAACAGCGAACGUGGAUAGUAACCUAGCAUCUAUUGCAGUAACGCUAAUACUUCGUGACGUUGCUAUUGUGGUAGUACUUACGUUAAUAGUAACCUAGCCUCUAGAUUAGCGGGUAGAAAUUGUCAGGGAAACCUUAGGUAGUCUGCCGAAUAGAUUCGCGUCGUGAUCAGUAACCUAACUAUUGUGCGCUAAUAUCUAGUGACCGCGUUACCGCUUUUCUUUUUGUGGCAGUGUUGAGGAUGAAAUAUAUAGGAGCUUGCUCUCUCUUUCUGUUUUUCCUAGAUAGGUACCACACAAAUUGUGUAGGUGGGGAUGACCGAGAUCGUCUUGUCUAUGUGAGAAAGGACCCACGACAGACACCUAAGGGUUUCGACGCGUUCCGGGAAACGCGUAGGACGAUACCACGACCCUUAAUUAUAAUGACUGAUACUAACUCUUCUUUCGGGCCCCACCGUGUCAAAAUUUAGGGUCACCACAAUUUCCAAAUAGAUACUUCUUUGUAAAGAUACAGCGUCUAGAAGAUAUCAUCUGGAUUCUCGUCUUUAUUUCUAACGCUACACUUGCGAGCAACUCCACAUGCAGUGCAAGACGACGCUAGGGGCGUAGCAGACCGAGCUUACGGGACCCAACAAUUCGAUGAUCGAGCGAUCAAUGAUGAUCCCCGUGGUGAUGUCCGUUUUGCUUAUGCUUGCAGUCAACUAUGUAGUCAAUUUAGUUUCUGACUUGGUAGUCAUGAAAUGUGUGGCGUUGUUGGGCACCAUGGUAACGAAUAGACCAACAACGUGAAACGGCUCAAGGAUCUCAAUCAAGAGGUCCACCAAGAUCGUGAGCCAAAUGGUUACAGGAUCAGAGCCACACCAGUAGGAAGACCUACAAGAUCACGCCAAGGGGAUCGCCAUCAGGGUGAUCGCCAUAGGAGUGGGAUACUAUCGGGAUCGAGAACAUCAGCGCCGAGGCCCCUGGCGUAGCAAGUAGCUUGAUACUCAUAGGCGUGAACUGGCACACUUUGAAACUGAACGAGAAUCAUCAAACUGGAUGGACUUGCCCCAACCUUCGCAGGUAUAGGGAAGGGGGUAGCGUUUCCAACGUGACUCCCCUGCGGGUCCAGUUUUCUAGGUUUUCAGUGUUCUAACAGGCGGAGCCGUUUGGGCUGAGUUCGCUCUGUGUUCAUCUGUGAAGUUGAUAGAUUUCUGACUAUCUAAGGCUUAGGCUAUCAAGGUUGUGAUAGAAGUAGUCAGGCGAAUUGUCAAGAAGUCGCUUUGUCCCGCCAUUCGGCUGUUAGUACUAAAUGGGGCGCCAUGAUGUAUAUAUUAGAACAUUAAUUGAGAUUCAUAAGGUGUUGGACAUUAAUAGAGUUUAUGGUGAUUAAGAUUCAGUGGUCUGUGAUCAUCGCUAAUAACACGCUGACGCUGGUACUGCAACUGGGAGCAAGUCAUUAUGAACGGUGUGCGGAUACAGUUUUACCCGGUGGAAGCUGAGACAAGUUCUCUCCUAUCAACGUUUUGACCUUAUCAACGCUUGAAUUCAUGCUUUUGUUUGAAGAUUGGGGCUAGCUCUUUAGGGUUGGACUCGCUCUCACUCGUGUAGGCACGACUGCUGUGACACGGCCAAGAGAGCCCGCAUGAGUUGGGUAAAUGAGUGGCAUUCUAGCGAGAAACGUAGGCCCCUGGUACGUAACUGUUUAAGUGUAUAAUAGUAGUGUUUAAUUGUUUAAAAGGGCGGUGGCAUAUAGUCCCCAGUCAAAAAAAUACAAGGCACCAAAAAAUAGAGGGUCGCCGACGUCCCCCACUGACUGAAUGAAUGUAAAGAGUACUUCUCUCCUCCUCUACUACGCAUAAUUAGAUAAGGUGUUCCUGGCGAUCUUCAUUAUGUUCGAAGAACCGCAGGGAGGCAGUUUUUUUACCUCGAAGGUAUGAGCUAUCACACUUUACUGUUGUAAAGUUUUUCACUCUACUGUUGUAAAGUUUGUAACACACUCUAAUUGCCGUGUCAUCACCGAAAAAGACCCUCGAGACAGCAGAUUGGUUUGGCUGGCAGUCUUAUGGUCUCAACAUCGUGUUAUAUGUAUACAACGUAGUAGAAGCCUCAAUAUUGUAGUUGAGAGUGACUAUUUCUUGUGAUGCUAACAGUACUGCGACCUGCUUUUCCUUCUUUUGAUUCCUGCCAAGCUCUUGAGUUUGGGUGGUUGAUGGAGAUUUCUUUUCCCAAGUUGGGCAAAUGUGGGGGUGUCGAUCUUGGUAUCGCCCGCCAUCUGGUCUCUAGGGUGGUCGAGAAUGACCAUAACAGGGGCACAUACAUACAUGUCAUAGGAGGUUACUAGUGUUCUUGCAGUAAUCUAGAAUCUUCGCCUUGCAGAACCACCUAGCUGGGAGAUCUAGCUGAGUGGUUACUUACGCUUCUGAGGUAGUUCUCUACUGAGGUAGGUCUUUAGUCUAAUAUCCCUUCUAAAACUAAAAUAGGCUUCUAAAACUAAGACACUAGUGAAAAACCAUUUUUGACUUCGACCCUUGACUGUCUUAUCAACCAUGUCUGUCUCUCUCUAUUAGGCAGACCUCCAGAACCUAACCUAAGUCGUCAAAGUAUCCUUCUUCAUAUGUGAGGCGGGGAGCAAGACGGCGACUUGACCGAAUUUAGCGAUAGCUCAGACGAUGAGGGCAGUUUAUUUCCAGGGGGCCAUAUGGCCUCAAGAGGUACUCUACUUAUAGACUUUUUUGAGCUUGUCGCUCCUCUUAAGGCAUGAGCUGAAGGUGUUCACUUGUGAGUUUUGAUCUUCUUCUUCUUGGAAGAACUGACUAUUAUCCUAUCCUCUCCUCCUAUCCCAUCCUAGAUCCGCUCCAUCAUUUAACGAUGAAUCAUUAAGAAUGGAUCAUUUAGCGACCCCUAUAAUAAGGAUGGAGUCCUUAUAUUAUUAGGCUAUAAUAUUACAUCAUAUGCUAGUUAAAGGAUGGACGAACUACAUCUCCUCGGAUCAUAUUAUUAGGAUUAGAGUCAAAGGAUGGAUUAUCCUAUACAGUAUAAUUAUCGUUAAAUGAUGGAGCGGAGAGCUCACUCCUAUCCUAAUUAUAGCCACAUCACCCUCAACAUGUGCAAUCAUAUACGGAGAUGCUAGUCAUUAUAGCCACAUCACCCUCAACAUACGGAGGCGUUAAUCGUUUUAACCAAACCAUUCUCAACAGGGCGAUCAUAUACGGCGACUUUUUUCGGUACAAAGAGGCGACCGAGAUGCUGCUGGAUGCCCUUGAAGGGAGCUGCUUUCGUCGUCGCAUGCAUCUGCCUAAUUCUCCUCUCCCUUGCUCUCGGUCUUUUCUUCUGUUAAGGCUACCACUCGACAACAUUUCGUUUUGGGGAUAUUAGUACUAGCACUCCAACCUGACACCUUCAACCUGCCACCUUCUUCUUUUCUCCUCAAUCCUUUUCCACCUCUUACUGUGAUGUCAAUGUUGAGAAAACCUUUCUAAUACCCCACGAAUGUGCACACUACUACUACUACUACUACCCCUACUACUACGACUACUGCUACGACUACUGCUACGACUACUGCCGCGACUACUGCUACUCCUCCUACUACAGUAGAUGUUUAACGAAUAAAUAAAAAGAGCCGGCUCUUUUUCCCUCAUAUCCUAGGCUAGUCCCUCCAUCCAAUACAGAUACCGCAACUUCUUCUAACGCUUCUGCGGCGAAGACGAGGCGCCUGCGGGGAAAGGAAAGGCCGUUAUAAGCGGGACGCCUAGAGUUAUGUUUUCUUUCCACACAGUCAACACAGUGUUAGUCUAUUCACGCAACCUAUUCAUACAGUCACAGUGCUACUCUGAGGAGUAUGCCAGGAGUUAUUCUUUUAACCCUAAAUAUACCUCUUUCCUUUUUUUUCCUGGAUAUGUGCGUGUCUACCAUACUAGUAUCAAUUCGUAUGAAUAA